CCACCAUCCCAUCUCUCUCAUUCCACGUUCAGCAGCGGCAGCCGGAGCCCCUGCCCAUCUCCUCCCCCUGCUCCCCCUCCCAUAGCCGUGACGUGCUCCUGUCGGAUGGCAGGGAGGAGAAGGAGGGAGUUCAUGGGAGAGACCCAGGCACACACUCAGUGAUAUUGCCGCAGGGACAAAGGCACAGGAGACACCGAGGGGCUCAGUGGAUCCCCAUAGUCUGUUCUUUGGAUUGUAGGUCUUCCCCCGGCUCUUGAAAUCCCCGGAGAGAAGUGAUCGCGCAGCCUGUGCAACUCUGUGCCGAGCCCUGGGCUUCCUCUGCAGGUAACGAAGAGAGGCAUGGAUAUCACAUAAUCAGCUUUCUUCAAGACCAGCUCUGAAUCUUUUACAAAUGCUUCUUUCCAUGCAAAACUGUGUCGAUAAAACCAUGGAUGAGUCAGCAUUACUGGACCUCUUAGAAUGUCCAGUGUGUCUUGAGAGACUUGAUGCCUCUGCUAAAGUCUUGCCAUGCCAACACACAUUCUGCAAGCGCUGCCUUCUGGGCAUUGUGAGCUCUCGCAAUGAGCUGCGCUGCCCAGAGUGCAGGACUCUGGUGGAGUGUGGGGUGGAUGAACUUCCGAGCAACAUCCUACUAGUGAGACUGUUGGAUGGAAUAAAGCAGAGACCAAGAAAAGCAGGGGUUGGUGGCAGUGCUGGGAAUAGCACAAAUGUGCUAAGAGCACAAGGCAGUCUAACUACUAAUUGUGGCUUAAAUGAUGCACAGAAUAUUCAUGGUGGGCAACAGAGGAUACAGGCACGAAGUCCUCCAGUAAGGGGUGUUCCUCAGUUACCAUGUGCCAAAGCUUUGUACAACUACGAGGGGAAAGAGCCUGGAGAUCUGAAAUUUAACAAGGGAGACAUCAUCGUGCUUCGCCGUCAGGUUGAUGAAAAUUGGUACCACGGGGAGAUUAAUGGCAUCCAUGGCUUCUUCCCAACAAACUUUGUGCAGAUCAUAAAGCCUUUACCUCAGCCUCCUCCUCAAUGCAAAGCACUUUAUGACUUUGAAGUGAAAGACAAGGAAGCAGACAAGGAUUGCCUACCCUUUUUAAAGGAUGACAUUCUCACCGUGAUCCGACGAGUAGAUGAAAACUGGGCAGAAGGAAUGCUGGGAGACAAGAUAGGAAUAUUCCCUAUUUCCUAUGUAGAGUUCAAUUCAGCAGCCAAGCAGCUGAUAGAAUUGGACAAGCCAUCAGGAGUAGACACUGGGGAAGGCUCUUCUGGCACAACGCAUAGUAGCAAUUCUCAAAAGCAAGCAGAUGCAAAGAAGAACACCAAAAAGCGUCACUCCUUUACCUCCCUCACCAUGUCUAACAAGUCAUCGCAGUCCGUGCAGAAUCGUCAUUCAAUGGAGAUUAGCCCCCCUGUACUCAUCAGUUCUAGCAAUCCCACCGCUGCUGCCAGGAUCAGUGAACUCACAGGCCUCUCUUGUAGUGCCCCUUCUCAGGUUCAUAUCAGUACAACAGGGCUCAUUGUGACCCCACCCCCUAGCAGCCCUGUUGUAAGUGGCCCUGCAUUUACAUUUCCACCGGAAGUCACCUACCAAGCUGCUCUGGGAGAUUUAAAUCCUCCUCUUCUUCCUCCUCCACCAUUGGCCACUCCGGUUAUCACGUCGACAUCUUCAGGAGCUGCUGCCGCUGUCCAGAGGUCUAUCAGCGGUCCAGCUGAGCAAGUCACACACUUGAGGACAUCUACAAGACCCAGUGUGUUUGUUGCUAUCUAUCCCUAUAUCCCACGCAAGGAGGAUGAGUUGGAACUGAGGAAAGGUGAAAUGUUCUUGGUUUUUGAGCGCUGUCAGGAUGGCUGGUUUAAAGGAACUUCCAUGCACACCAGCAAAAUUGGUGUGUUCCCUGGAAACUAUGUUGCACCAGUCACUAGGGCAUUAACAACUGCAACACCAGCAAAGGUUGCCAUGGCCACAGCUAGUAGCAGUAAUGUGGUGAACUUAGUAACGCCAACACCUCCAGGGGCUCCAUGCCAAAAACUGCAAGGGAAUGGAGCGGAGUUUGCCAAGACUGUCAGUACAAAUGGGGUCCCACCGGCUGGCAUUCCUGGUUCUCAUAUCCAGAGUAGCCCACAGGCCAAGGUUCUGCUGCACAUGAGUGGCCAAAUGACCGUUAACCAAGCCCGCAAUGCGGUCCGAACAGCUGCUGCACACAGCCAGGAUCGUCCAACAGCAGCUGUGACUCCCAUCCAGGCUCAGAUCCCAUCUGCAUCUGUUCUCCCCCAGCAGGCUGCCACUUCACAGCAAAUGCCACCUCCGCUUUCAGGUCCAGCUGCUUACAUCAAUGCUGCAAUGAACAUUAGCCGACCAAGUGUGCCGGUGGCUUCGGCAGCCUCCUCCAGUGUUUCCUCCGCUGCAUUUGAAACAGAAUGUAAUUGGAAAUCUGGCUCUGGACUUGCUGCGUGUUCUUUUCCAGAAAAUGUCUCUGCACCUUUAAAUUCUGCUGCUAAUAAGCAAGAUAAAGAUAGUAAGAAAGAAAAGAAGGGCUUGCUCAAGUUACUGUCUGGGGCAUCUACAAAAAGAAAGCCUCGCUCAUCUCCGCCGCACUCUCCAACCCAAGAACUGGAACAGACAAAUUCAGAAGCAGCGCUGGAGGGAGCUGUAGGGCCAGACAUUCUGCCUGUCAAUGGCAAUGGCCGAGUUGCUUCCUGCACUGUGGAUUGUGAUUUAGUAUCUGCCUCAGCUCUGGUACAGGACAACCGCAAGCCAGCUUCCUUGGAUACCAAUGUUCCCAUUGCACCUCCACCAAGACAGCCUUGCUCCUCACUGGGCACUGUUCUGAAUGACUCCCGGCCUUGUGAAAGAUAUAGAGUUGUAGUGUCCUACCCACCCCAGAGCGAGGCAGAACUAGAGCUGAAGGAAGGGGACAUCGUAUUUGUGCACAAGAAACGGGAAGAUGGUUGGUUUAAAGGCACACUCCAACGGAACGGCAAAACCGGGCUAUUUCCCGGCAGCUUUGUGGAGAAUAUUUAACUCUUAUUUUGCCACAGAGUUCAUGAAUGAGCACAAGACAAACAGCCAUAGCUGUCAGUCCUCUCACGGAGCAAAUCUAACUGCACUGAAGAACCAUACAGCAUCUUGUAGCUAUGGUAACAACCCCUGUGCCCUAUUUAAGUACAAACGAUCAGAACAAGACUGCUCCAUCUGCUGAUUUCAUAUCUCCAUGGAAUUUAUUUGUUGAUGUAUUUGUGCCUUGUACUGUUAAGUUUAUCAUAUUUUUUUAUACUUGUUUUUUUUUCCUGAAUAACAAAUAAACUAUUGUUUACGAGGCUUUA
This is a messenger RNA of Xenopus tropicalis (tropical clawed frog), 3315 nucleotides long. It is a transcript of the gene sh3rf1, whose product is annotated as SH3 domain containing ring finger 1. The record is from RefSeq and is a predicted model, not a curated record. Gene Ontology annotation, biological process: protein ubiquitination; MAPK cascade. Gene Ontology annotation, molecular function: metal ion binding; ubiquitin protein ligase activity. Lineage: Eukaryota; Metazoa; Chordata; Amphibia; Anura; Pipidae. The transcript is spliced from 12 exons. Bases 392 to 3013 code for a protein of 873 amino acids. Gene Ontology annotation, cellular component: Golgi apparatus; lamellipodium; perinuclear region of cytoplasm.